AUGAAUCUCCUCAAGAUCGGCGCUGGGAGAAACAACCCUGCCUCUUCCUGGCUCAUGGAAGUCAGUUUUCUUUGGCUUCUUAGCCAGCACUGGUGCAGGGCCAGCGCUGUUUGGACUGCCUACAUGAACAUAUCCUUCCACGUUGGGAAUCGCAUGUUGUCGGAGUUGGGGGAGACUGGAGCGUUUGGAAGAAGCUCCGCUUUGAAGAGAGUAGCAGGAGUUAUCUUGCCACCAGAGGGAAAAACUCAAAAUGCAUGUAGCCCCAAUACCAGUUUCAGAAAGUCAAAGAACUCAGAGACGUGGCUUGCACUGGUUGAACGGGGAGGUUGUACCUUCACACAAAAGAUUAAGGUGGCGGUUGGGAAGGGAGCCAGUGGAGUGAUCAUCUAUAACUUUCCGGGAACUGGCAAUCAGGUUUUCCCCAUGUCUCAUCAGGCUUUUGAAGACAUCGUUGUGGUGAUGAUUGGUAACUUAAGAGGCAUGGAGAUUCUGCAUUUAAUUCAAAAGGGAGUUCACGUGACAGCCAUGAUUGAGGUGGGGAGUAAGCGUAUCAUCUGGAUGAAUCACUAUUUUGUCUCUUUUGUGAUUGUCACAACCGCUACCUUAGCGUAUUUCAUCUUUUACCAUAUUCGAAGACUUUGGGUAGCAAGGAUUCAGAACAGGAGAUGGCAGCGAUUAACGACUGACCUCAAGCAAGCGUUUGGCCAGCUCCAAAUUCGGGUCCUCAAAGAGGGGGACGAGGAAGUAAGUCCAAAUGGAGAUAGCUGCGUAGUUUGCUUUGAACUCUAUAAGCCUAAUGAUACAGUUCGCAUUCUGACCUGUAAACAUUUUUUCCACAAGAAUUGCAUUGACCCCUGGGUUCUAUCCCAUGGGACAUGCCCCAUGUGCAAAUGUGACAUUCUUAAAGCUUUGGGGAUUCAAGUGGAUGUUGAAGAUGGAACAGAAUCUUUGCAAGUUCUAAUGUCCAAUGAAUUGCCUGGUAACCUAUUACCUAGUGAAGAGGGCGCAAAUAACGAACCUCCUCCAGCAGCAGCAAGGUCGGAUAAAGUGACCCACGUGGAGGAAGAGGGGCACCCUGCUUCUCAGACCCACGGCCAGUCUGACUCCGUGGGAGCAGGUGUUCAUCCUCCGCCUUGA
Vicugna pacos (alpaca) is the source of this 1137-nucleotide messenger RNA. RefSeq names its product ring finger protein 133 (gene RNF133). Lineage: Eukaryota; Metazoa; Chordata; Mammalia; Artiodactyla; Camelidae. The record is from RefSeq and is a predicted model, not a curated record.